GCACUCAUACAGUAGAAGCAGCAGUACUAGUAGCAGCUACUGCUCCCCCUGUCGGUCAGUGUGGUCACGUACACAUACAAUGAGUAAGGUCGUGAUGACAGAAGUUGAUGGGUGAAGUGCAGUUAUAAUCGCUACCGAGUCUCAAGUCUGUAUACAGGGUAUCUCCGCUGUACGGAGAAGACAUUCUUUACUGGAGUGGACGGUGGAUCUGCAGCCCUGCAUACUAAACAGGAAAACAAGCUUCUCAUCAUGAACUGUGACAUAGAAGGAGACAUGGAGAACCAGGUGGAGAUGGAGGAGAAGAUGAGGUUAAUAAAUCAGGUUUUGGAACUUCAGCACACACUUGAAGACCUGUCAGCACGGGUUGAUACAGUCAAGGAGGAGAACCUGAAGUUGAAGUCUGAGAACCAGGUCCUUGGACAGUACAUCGAGAACCUCAUGUCUGCGUCUAGCAUCUUCCAGACCACCGAGACCAAGAGCAAACGAAAGUGAGCUACCCUCAAUAAAACAAAACCCAAAGUCCUGGGUGAGCGGCUGGGAGAGGAAAUUCAUCAUGGAGAUCUGGAGAGGGGUUUGUUUUCUUAGCACACCUGGGUGUUUUCUGCAACCGUUUGAGCUUGUUUACCUGGGUCCACACUACGUUUAAGUUUAUUCUAAAACAGAAACUGACCUUCAAUAAACAACCCAUUCAGUUGUCUCAGAUACAUGCUAGUCUGGCGCAGGUCUGCGUUGCAGCAGUUUCCUGUCCUUACUACAUAUCACCCUUUAAUCACUAACACACACACAAAAGAACCAGAGUAUGUGUAUGAAGUGGUUAAGGGUUAUUUGUACCUUGAGGUUCUUCUCAGUGCUCUGGAAAAUAAUUUGAGAGUACUGAGAAGUACAAAAAGGUUUGUUUUGCCGGCUUGGUUAUCUGUUUGAAGGCAGGUUUGACUUUUCUGUGGUUUCCUAACUGUGUGACAGUGUUCCUGUUUCAGAUUGACCUGUAAGUGGGCUGAAACGUACCAGAAAUAUCACACAAACUGUUAACACUGGUUUAUUUUGUAAUUUAUUAGGUAAAAUAUUUCCUGUCAGCUGGAUCUGAGUGCUUGGUAGGUCUUGGAUGUCAUCAUAUAUACAGAUAGCAUGACCUCCACUUAAAAGUUGGCAAACUGGACAGUGUUAAAUGAAAAUAAAUGUAUUUAGGUGGCAUGUGCAUCUCUUACAUGGUUUUCGUUUUGUUGAGCAGUUAACAUAUCUAAUGAAAAGUCAAUACAUCAAUAAUCAAUGGUUUGUAGAUUGUAAAACUGUUGCUAAUAUUUUAAUGAUACUAGGUGGGUACUAGAGCUCAGCAACAGCACAAGGAUAAGCACAGAGAAACUAAAAGUUGUGUAAAUUAGCACGGCAUAAAAGUGUAGGUCAGUUAUGUUUUGACUCCAAGUGGUUGAUUUUUUUUAAAAUCACUUUGACAAGGUUUUCUUUAUGUACUUAAAAGUUAUUUGCAACCAUUUAAGUUCAUCACAUCAUCAGGGAGUGUUGUGGCACACGCUGUGCAGCAAGACUGACAGAGGAAAUGCUACAGAUAUGCUAAAUCCCUGCAUAUUACAUUUGUGUCCUUAUCCUGUAAUAGUUGUGGGGGUGGGGGAGGAAAUGGGCAAAUGACAUGAGGAGGCAAGGAAAGAAAUGCUUUCCCCUUUAACUGCACCACCACCAACAACAGCAGUAAAGAGGCCUGAGUGUUAUUGAUCGGCUGAGUCGGGCCAGGACUCCAUGGCCUGCUAGAGAAUGGGUUUGACUGUAAAAUGUGUAGCAGAGUGGAGGGUGUGUCGGCAAGACCUUGGCUUGCUGCCUCCAGUAAAAACAAAGGGAUGAUUGUGGAAGGACAUGAAAAGUAAUGUAUUCUGAACAGGCUUUAUUUCCUUUAGACUGAAGUAUCUGGUAGAGUAAUAUCUGGAAAGCAGUAAUUCAAGUGACUCGGUGCUGUUUGAAAAGGGAGGAAAGGAAGUGGAGGAAAUAUUAUAAGAGGCUUUAAAUAUUGUAUAUGCUGUAAUUUAUUGAGCUUAUUUUGUUAUUUUUAACAGCUGUACAGUAGUAUUUUAGUUUCCUCCCGGAAUGCUGAACAUGCCCUACCUAUGCACACCCUGCACCUUUGCCUUUGAACAUUUUUGUUUUAAUAAAAACCUGAAAUCACUUCACUCUGUCAUCAUCUGUCAGUGAGACAAAAGAAGAGCAAGAGAAAGUACAUCACCAAGUUGAGAUAACAUGCCCCAUUUGAUCAGACUUUUGACAAAGGUUUUUUUGUAUUAAAUAGUUUUAUUUUCAAGAGAAAUGUAUGCAAACAAAUGUAAACAGGGAUAUCUGCCAGUGUCUGGCAAAACAACUACAAAAGCUUGAGACAAUAUAAAACAAAUUAGCAUCAACAUCUUCCCCGGACAACAAUCCAGGAUAUGAACUGUAUUCUAGGAAAGCACUGCUGUGCACUGACUGAAUGAGACAUCUUCACGGGUUUAUUAUCCAGCUGUUUGCCGUAGGAACAUAUUUAUUCUGUCGACUGACGGCCGGGUUGUCCAAAAUGGCCUACUUUUGCUGUCUUUUAAAAAAACUGACCUAGGAUCAGAACAAACACUGCAGUGGCAGCUCAAUAAAGAAAACUGCCUCAAGUCACUCAAAACACUGCAUCAUUAAAUCUGUCUUCAUACUGGUAUAAAACAUUUUAAACAACCAAUAAAUAGAGUGCUUAGCUAGCACUAAGUCUUAAAUUACCAUAACUUAGUAGAAAACACACUACGGUAACUGCUGCUCCUUACAAACUAGCUAAAAUCUAAACAGGACAUCCACCUUUAAAGAGGUAAUCUUUUAAACCUAAGCUGAGGUGACUUUUCAGCUGAGAUGCUGACACAGCAGUAACAAACAGCUUUCCUCGCAGCCUGGCCUGUUCUCAGAACCCUAACAAUUUCAAACUAGGAAGGAACUUGGUCAAACUGACCUUGAACAUGUUCUUUACCAUAAAGGACAUGAGAAUAACUUGGAGAUGCGGCCCCUAUGAUAUGCUGUAAAAUAGUAUGAAGUGGAGUGGCCAGCAGGCGGGUGCUCUUUGCUGCCUUUGUCUCAGAGGAGACAGACUCAUACAUCUAUGGUAGAGG
Monopterus albus (swamp eel) is the source of this 3122-nucleotide messenger RNA. RefSeq names its product short coiled-coil protein a (gene scoca). The record is from RefSeq and is a predicted model, not a curated record. Gene Ontology annotation, cellular component: trans-Golgi network. The coding region runs from base 250 to 492 and encodes 80 amino acids. NCBI's taxonomy places the organism in Eukaryota, Metazoa, Chordata, Actinopteri, Synbranchiformes, Synbranchidae. The transcript has 4 exons.